GGUGGGCAGUCGGGUUUCUAUAGCGGCUCGGUUCGGUCGCCUCGACACAGUCGCAGCGCCGUCGGCGUCGCUUUAGGACCGUCGGAGCCGGUUUCGAAGGUGCACGAGCGGCAGCGGCGGCGGCAGCGAGGCAGUCUGAGGUGUGCUGGUGCCGCGUCGACACCGCUCGCUCCGCGCAGCCCGCCGCUCACCGGGCCGCAGAACAGAGAGUGACGUGCGUGCAACGGUCAGUGAUACCGUCCGACCCAGGCGCGUCAGAGAUCAGGGGCUGAUUUUACGAGUGGACCGGUCGAUAACGGCAUAAUCGACGCACCGACGACCCUACAAGACCGACAAGUGACCGCUACCGAGCAGCGAACGACAGAAGGGCAGGUGCGCCACGAUGGGCGUUCGGCCGACGUUCGGGCUGGUCGACUACUGCGUGUUCGGCGCCACGCUGCUGCUCUCGCUGCUGAUCGGCGUCUACCAUGCGGUGCGCGGCAAACAGACAAACGAGGACCUGCUGUUGGGCGGCCGCAGCAUGUCCGUGCUGCCCGUGGCCGUCUCCAUCAUGGUCAGCUUCCUAUCGGCCAUCCUCAUCCUCGGGUCGCCGGCUGAGAUGUACAUGAACGGCGUGCAGUACUGGAUCUGCAACACGGCCUUCUUCGUCAUCCUGCCGGCCGUCGCCUACCUGUUCCUGCCCAUCUUCUACCGGUGCGGGGUCACCUCUGUGUACGAGUACCUCCACUAUCGGUUCGACAACCGUCUGCUGCGGACGCUGUGUGUGCUGGUGUACCUGGUGCGCACCUCGCUGUACAUGGCCAUCGCGCUGUACGCGCCCAGCCUGGCGCUCAGUUUCGUCACCGGCCUGCCGCUGUGGAUCGCCAUCGUCGGCUCGGCGGCCGUCGGCACACUCUACACCGCCUUCGGCGGUCUAAAGGCGGUGGUGUGGGCCGACGUCCUCCAAGCAGCCAUCAUGGCCGCCGGAAUGAUCGCCAUGAUUGUCCAGGGAGCCAUCAACGUCGGGGGCUUCACAAACAUAUUUACAAUUAACGCCGAACAUCAAAGAAUGACAUUCUUCGACUUCACCUUGAAUCCGUGGCAAAGGCACAACUUCUGGAGCCUGUUCUUCGGCACGCUGUUCCUGUGGACGACCGUGUUCGGGGUGAACCAGACGUCCAUCCAGCGCUACAUCAGCCUGCCCACCCUGAAGGCGGCGCGCAUCGCCUGCCUGCUGAACGCGCCGGCCACGGUGCUGUACACUACGCUAGCCUGUCUCACCGGGCUGGCCAUCUUCGCCACGUACGCCGACUGUGACCCGCUCAAGGUCGGACUCGUCGAGAAAAAGGACCAGCUGGUGCCGUAUUUCGUGUUGGACCAGAUGUCCUACCUCACCGGCCUACCGGGACUGUUUGUGGCCUGCAUCAUGUCGGGAGCUCUCAGCACCAUUUCGUCAGGACUCAACUCACUGGCUGCAAUCACGUGGCAGGACUUCAUCAGCAACAUAGCGAUGUUCCAGAACAUGACAGAAGUCGCCAAGUCAUGGGUGACUCGCAUUAUCAGUCUGCUGUAUGGAGUCAUGGCCGUGGGCCUGGCGUUCCUGGUCAGCAAGUUCGGCGGUGUGCUACAGGCCUCGCUGGCCAUCAAUGGCGCCCUCAGCGGACCCGUUCUCGGAGUGUUCUCGCUGGGAUUAUUCAUACCCUUCGCCAACGGCAAGGGCGCCGUCGUCGGCAUGCUGUCGGCCAGCGCCCUCAGCAUGUGGGCAGUGUUCGGCGCGUACGGCUCCGGGAAGCGACCUGCCCCCCUGCCGACCUCGACUGCCGGCUGUAACGUGACGGCCCUGUCACUGAGCACGCCACUGCCGACCGAGCUGACCACACCGGUACCCACCGGCCUGCCCGAGGAGGAUAGCUGGAUCGACCAGUACGUGUACGGCAUUUCGUACCAGCUCUACAACAUGCUCGGCUGCCUACUGUGCGUCAUCAUCGGGUCCAUCGUCAGCCUUCUCACAGGCUGCAACGACCGGGAGGUGAACAAGAGUCUGGUGAACCCGCUGGCGUACAAACUGCUCAACUGGGUCAACUGCUGCCGAAGAGACUCCUCGGACGCCAAGUACGCCGCCGAUAACCCCAUCUUCACCAUGUCCACCUACAAGCAGACGGCGGCGGACUGAGGGCUGUAUUAUCGCGCAGUUUUGCAGAGCGUGGACAUCCCGGCUCAGUCAGUGAGCCGGCUGCCCUGCAGGUGCCGCGCUCAGCGUCACACAGGUGGCAGCGGCGUCUGCUGGGAUCGCUCGGGCGUCCUGCGAGGGACCGAGCUGCGCCGCUCGCUGAUCGACUUGGGUCGGAUCAGUCGCUUUUUGAUAUUUUAUCUUUUAUAAGUGUACGAAUGGAUAAUGAUUGUAAUGUUUUAAUCUAACAUUUGUAACUAGGUGACUCGUGCUUCACGCACCAAUAAAUAUAAAAAUACUCGA
Amphibalanus amphitrite is the source of this 2452-nucleotide messenger RNA. Its product is annotated as sodium-coupled monocarboxylate transporter 1-like. Gene Ontology annotation, molecular function: symporter activity. The coding region runs from base 383 to 2152 and encodes 589 amino acids. Lineage: Eukaryota; Metazoa; Arthropoda; Thecostraca; Balanomorpha; Balanidae. The transcript is spliced from 12 exons. Gene Ontology annotation, cellular component: membrane. Gene Ontology annotation, biological process: sodium ion transport; transmembrane transport. The record is from RefSeq and is a predicted model, not a curated record.